Messenger RNA from Ctenopharyngodon idella (grass carp), 9135 nucleotides. It is a transcript of the gene tnikb, whose product is annotated as TRAF2 and NCK interacting kinase b. The transcript has 34 exons. Gene Ontology annotation, molecular function: protein kinase activity; ATP binding. Lineage: Eukaryota; Metazoa; Chordata; Actinopteri; Cypriniformes; Xenocyprididae. Gene Ontology annotation, biological process: protein phosphorylation. The record is from RefSeq and is a predicted model, not a curated record. The coding region runs from base 300 to 4679 and encodes 1459 amino acids.
UUGACACGCCUUCACCGCCGAGCCCUGAUUCACGUCCACUCGUGCUCGCUGGAGCUUUGGACUCGUGCAGCAGCAGAUCAUUGGUACCAGCGCGAGAUGUCUCCUUUACAUGCGUCCAUAUAGCGGCUAAUUCGGUUUUAUAUACCUGGAAUUGCGAAGCACGGCGACUUCGCACCAUCCGGGAGCUUCAUCUGGUCCGAUUGAAGUCAAUCCAGCCUGUUUGGUGUAUUACACGGAUCAGUUCGGCGUCUGUAUUCAUGAUAUUUCGGGCAUUAUAUUGUUGAAUAUAACACAUAAUCAUGGCGAGUGACUCUCCUGCGAGGAGUCUGGAUGAGAUCGACCUGUCUGCUCUGCGGGACCCUGCGGGCAUAUUUGAGCUGGUGGAGCUUGUGGGAAAUGGGACCUAUGGACAAGUAUAUAAGGGACGCCAUGUUAAAACGGGCCAGCUCGCUGCAAUCAAGGUCAUGGAUGUCACAGGGGAUGAGGAGGAGGAGAUCAAAGCUGAGAUCAACAUGCUGAAAAAAUACUCCCACCAUCGAAACAUCGCCACCUACUAUGGUGCCUUCAUCAAGAAGAACCCACCCGGCAUGGAUGACCAGCUCUGGUUGGUGAUGGAGUUUUGUGGCGCUGGUUCAGUGACGGACCUGAUAAAGAACACCAAAGGGAACUCUCUAAAGGAGGAGUGGACAGCUUACAUCUGCAGAGAGAUCCUCAGGGGUCUGACCCACUUGCAUCAACAUAAAGUCAUCCAUCGUGAUAUCAAAGGUCAAAACGUUUUGCUCACAGAAAAUGCAGAAGUCAAACUUGUUGAUUUUGGUGUGAGUGCACAGUUGGACCGCACCGUCGGUAGGAGGAACACUUUUAUUGGCACACCAUAUUGGAUGGCUCCAGAGGUCAUAGCCUGUGAUGAGAACCCAGACGCCACAUAUGACUUCAAGAGUGAUCUGUGGUCGCUGGGAAUUACGGCUAUUGAGAUGGCAGAAGGAGCCCCUCCGCUGUGUGAUAUGCAUCCAAUGCGAGCGCUUUUCCUCAUACCCAGAAACCCAGCACCCCGACUCAAGUCCAAGAAGUGGUCUAAAAAGUUCCAGUCAUUCAUUGAAAGCUGUUUAGUGAAGAAUCACAAUCAGAGACCAAGCACUGAACAGCUCAUCAAACAUCCCUUCAUCAAAGACCUCCCCAAUGAGAGACAGGUCCGAAUUCAGCUCAAAGACCACAUUGACCGGACCAAAAAGAAGAGAGGAGAGAGGGAUGAGACUGAAUACGAGUACAGUGGAAGUGAAGAGGAGGAGGAAGAGCGAGACAUAGGAGAACCGAGCUCCAUCAUAAACAUCCCUGGUGAGUCGACCCUGAGGCGGGACUUCCUGCGUCUGCAGUUGGCCAAUAAGGAGCGCUCCGAAGCCCUGAGAAGACAACAGCUAGAACAGCAGCAGAACGAGGAACACAAGCGCCAACUACUGGCCGAGAGACAGAAACGCAUUGAGGAACAAAAGGAGCAAAGGAGGAGACUAGAGGAGCAACAGCGACGGGAGAGAGAGCUCCGAAAACAGCAGGAGAGAGAGCAGAGGAGGCGCUAUGAAGAGAUGGAGCAGCUCCGCAGAGAGGAGGAGAGGAGGCAUGCUGAGAGGGAGCAGGAAUAUAUCCGUCGGCAGUUAGAAGAAGAGCAAAGGCAGCUGGAGAUUCUUCAACAGCAGCUUCUCCAAGAACAAGCUCUUCUGCUGGAAUAUAAACGGAAGCAGCUGGAGGAGCAGCGUCAGGCUGAACGGUUGCAGCGGCAGCUGCAGCAGGAGAGGGCCUACCUGGUCUCGCUGCAGCAACAGCAACAAGAGCCACGGCCUGCUGACAAAAAACAACUGUACCACUACAAAGACUCUGUCAACCCUAGUGACAAACCGGCCUGGGCCAAAGAGGUACAAAUGCAUCUGGUGAUGGAGAGAACUAAGAGUAACUCCCCUCGAAUCCCUCCCAAGAAGCACCAUUCGUUUAACAGUCCUGGAGAAAAACGUGUCGGCCACCUCCUCCCUCUUGACCAGAACCCCUCUAAUCAGCCCACAAGGCCCCCCUCCUACCCAGCAGCCUCCCACUCGAGAGAGAUGGAGCUGGUCGAGCCUCAGCUCAGGAUAGUCAGUGGGCCGAACGUUCCUAGAAUCCGUGUGUCUUGUGAGCCAGAUCCAUCCCAGCUGCUCAGGAUGGUCCAGCCGCAGCAUGAGCAAGAGUCCCGGGCCCGCAGUUCAGGUCCCUCCAGCAAAGGGGCUGAUAUUGAGAGAGACUUACAUGUCUCAAAGGUUGAGGAACGUUCCAAGCAGAACCGCCAGAGCUCUCCGGCUCUCCAGCACAAAGUGGCCAAUCGUAUUUCUGAUCCCUCCCUGCCUCCCCGCUCAGAGUCCUUCAGCAGUGGAGGCAUACAGCAGGCCCGGACGCCUCCCAUGCAUCGCCCGGUAGAGCCUCAGAUGGCGCACCUAGUUUCGGUGAAGUCCCAUGGCUCCUCCAUGACAGGAUCCCAGUCGCUGCAUGAUCAGUCCUCUCAGGGCGUCUCAGCCUUCCAAGAGGGUCUGUCACCUCACCGACCUCCAAUGCCUCGCCAGAACUCUGACCCUACGUCAGAAACCCCGGCCCCACCACCUCGCAUCACCAGCCGAGAUGAAAAGUUUGACCGCAGCUCUUGGCUGAGACAGGAAGAUGAUGUCCCUCCAAAGGUGCCCCAAAGGACCACUUCCAUAUCCCCUGCGCUGGUGAGAAAAAAUUCUCCAGGGAAUGGGCCAGGUGGACUGGGACCAAGAACCGGAGCACAUGUGAUUCGAGCCAGUAACCCAGACCUGCGGAUUUCCAUGGAGUCGGCUCUCCAGAGAACCAGCAGUGGGAGUUCUUCCAGUUCUAGCACGCCCAGCUCUCAGGGCGGCUCCAGUGAGAGGAACCGGGUGGGAGGCUCCAGUAAACCUGAGGGAUCCCCAGCAGUGUCCCAAGAAUCCAAGGCCAAAAACCAGGAGGAGAACAGGGAGGUGACCAGACCCAGCCGACCAGCGAGUUAUAAGAAAGCCGUAGAUGAGGACCUCACUGCUCUGGCCAAAGAACUCCGAGAGCUGCGACCCAAUGACGACACCAACCGGCCUCCCAUUAAAGUGACGGAUUAUUCCUCAUCCAGUGAGGAAUCAGAAAGUAGUGAGGAGGAGGAUGGAGAAGGCGGGGCUCAUGAUGGAACGGUGCCUGUUAGUGAUAUUCCACGCAUUAUGCCUUCUGCUGGCCAGGGUGGCACUGAUUCAAUGGGCAACCAGGAGGAUUCUCAUGCCAAUGAUUCAUUUGGCAAAAAUUCACAAGACGGCACCCUAAUGAUGCGAGAGACGUUUGGGGAAAGAAAGCUCGGUCAUGCCGAGAGCAAUGGUUUCCCCGGUAACUCCAAUCUGCCCGAUCUAGUGCAGGAAAGCCACUCGCCUGGCGAGGGCCCUGGGCGGCAUUCUAGUGGGCUGGACCUGGACUCUGUGGCUGAAUUUGGGAGUGGAUCUAAAGCCUCCUUCACUCCUUUUGUGGACCCACGAGUGUAUCAGACCUCCCCCACAGAGGAUGAGGACAACCCUGCUUCAGCUCAUUUUGCAGACGAGCGCUUGCGACAGGAGCAGGAACAGGAACAGGAACAAGCUCGACUGAAUGAGGCUCGGAAAAUUUCUGUUGUUAAUGUCAAUCCCACCAAUAUUCGGCCACACAGCGACACACCGGAAAUCCGCAAGUACAAGAAGCGCUUCAACUCUGAGAUCCUGUGUGCUGCACUGUGGGGAGUGAACCUGCUGGUAGGAACAGAAAAUGGACUCAUGUUACUAGAUCGCAGUGGUCAGGGCAAAGUCUACAAUCUGAUCAACCGCAGGCGCUUUCAACAGAUGGACGUUCUGGAGGGUCUCAAUGUCCUGGUCACCAUAUCAGGCAAAAAGAAUAAACUGAGGGUCUAUUAUCUGUCAUGGCUCAGAAACAGGAUACUUCACAAUGACCCUGAGGUAGAAAAAAAACAAGGAUGGAUUACUGUUGGUGAACUAGAGGGUUGUGUCCAUUAUAAAGUCGUCAAAUAUGAGAGGAUUAAGUUCUUGGUGAUUGCAUUGAAGAAUGCAGUGGAGAUUUAUGCCUGGGCUCCCAAACCAUACCACAAAUUCAUGGCUUUCAAGUCUUUCACAGAUCUUCAGCACAAGCCUCUGCUUGUGGACCUGACGGUGGAGGAGGGUCAGAGGUUAAAGGUUAUCUAUGGCUCCAGCGUUGGUUUUCACGUGAUAGAUGUCGACUCUGGGAAUCCAUACGAUAUCUACAUUCCAUCCCACAUUCAGGGCAGUGUUACCCCUCACGCCAUUGUGGUGCUUCCCAAGACCGACGGCAUGGAGAUGCUUCUGUGUUAUGAAGAUGAGGGAGUCUAUGUGAACACAUACGGCAGAAUCACUAAAGACGUGGUGCUCCAGUGGGGAGAGAUGCCCACCUCUGUUGCCUACAUCCACUCCAACCAGAUCAUGGGCUGGGGAGAGAAAGCCAUUGAGAUCCGCUCCGUGGAAACGGGACACCUCGACGGAGUUUUCAUGCACAAGCGAGCACAGCGACUGAAGUUCCUUUCGGAGAGAAACGAUAAAGUGUUCUUUGCCUCGGUCAGAUCAGGAGGCAGCAGCCAAGUUUUCUUUAUGACCUUGAACAGAAACUCCAUGAUGAAUUGGUAAUUCAUUCCCGCCCUCCCCUGCAUUGUAUCUGUGGACCUUUUCAACUUUAUUGAAAAGUGUGAAUAAAGGAAAGACAGGAAAAUCCAGGUGCUCUGGAUAAUCUGGCAGAUGGCAAAAAGACCAAACCUUGCUGGGUCCUUCUCAGAAGAGUCAGACAAACCCAAAAUCCACACGCCCCCACAAACAGCAAGGGGUGCCGGAGGAGAACCACCGGUCUGCGUUGUUUCUUAUGGCUCUUUCAUUAACAUAUGUGGGGUUCUGAUGUUUUUGUCCUUACAAAUAUGUAUCUAGAUUCUUCUGGAGGUGAAGACUGGAAAUAUGGGAAAUAAGACCCACAGAGUAGAGUGAAUAUUUGUACUGUUAAGACACUUUUUGACACAAUAAUUUAUCACGGUUGCGCUGAACGUCGGUGAACCUCCCUUGCGGGAUGAAUCCAUUGAGCCUGAUUUGUGUGAUCCCCUUUUUCUUUUUUAUGUUUCAGCUUGGAAUGCACACAGAUGUUUGUGUCAUGUGAAAAUCACUCUAAUGUGUGAAUUGAAACUGAUAUUUAAGACCUGUAUCAUACUUUAAACAUUAUGUUGGAGCAGACACACUUCGGGCUGGCCACAGAAUGCCUUAAAAAUGAAUUUGCAAAGCUGCUCGUUUUUAUUUUUUAAGUCCAUAAUGAUGUUUAUGCAUUUUUCUGUAAGGAAAGGGAACAUGCUCAUUUUUUGGAUGGAAAUUGAUGCCUGCUGAUAUGGACAUAUAAUGGGAAUAUAAGUGAUCCUGAAUAUUCAUACUGUGCAUUCCUUGUUUUAGCCAAAGCUCUAUAGUAUUCACAUCACAUUUGGAGCCUGUGAUUUGCACUGUUUUCCUUGUUCUCAGGGAGAUUGUGCUGUAAACCAGAACUUUUUUUCAGUUUAUUUCUAUUGUCUCUGCAACUUAUUUAUGCAUAUUGUGGGUUAAAGGGAUAGUUAAUCUUAAAAUUCAAAUUCUGUUCUCAUUUAUUCGCCUUCAUGUCAUUUCAAAAGGACUGACUCUCUUCAGUCACACAUACACAAAAAAGAGACAUUUAACAGAAUGUCCAAGCUGCUCUCUUCCAUAUAAUUAAGAUGACCCCAAAAAAAAAAAAGCAUAAUAAAAGUAGUCCAUACAACUUAUGCACUGUAUUUCUAGUCUCUGAAGCCAUAUGUUUUCUGUGAGGAAGAGGUUCAAAUGUAAGUCAUCAUUUACUAAUGAAUCAUGAAAAUCUUACUCGACAUCCCUGGUCACCAUUCACUUACAUUGUAUGGAAAAAUAACAGCCUGGACAUUGAGACAUUGAGUUUUGAAAGACAAUAGGGUGAGUAAAUGACAAAAUUUUCAUUUCUGGGUGAACUUCCUUUUUUACUAGCCCUAUGAAUAGAAAUUUUCACAUGGAUUGAAUAUGAUCAGUUCUAAGAAAGUCUGAAUACUUCAGCUGAUUGGUAAAUACUACAGAGCUUUGUAUUGAAACAUAAAAAAGUACAUUAAGAUUCUGCUAUUCUGUUAGAGUAUGAAAGUUGCUGUGUAAGAGUGUGUAUAUGUGAAUGAGUGAUGAAAUGUAACGCUUUCCACCAACAGUACAAAAAAACGGUAGAUAUAUUUCCAUUAACAAACCAGCAAUUGUUUUCAUAUCAGGAGUAACACACCUCCACAUGUCAUUAGGAUAAGAAUGUGCUGCAGUUUUGUAUUUUUAAGUUUGUUUUAUCAUGACUUUCAGCAAAGUGCAAUAAAGGCCAAGGGAAUCGAGCCUGGUGAGUCAAUUGCUCACCUCUCCUCAAGAUGGAUAUAUAAUCUCCAGCUGUUUCUAGGGGGACUUUCACUACCGCCCUCUGUAAAUAUCCACUUUCUUUCUGGAAAAGAGUCCUGCCUCUGAAACGAAUGCAUAGGAACUGUGAGGGUGUGACAGAAAUGUGCGAUGCUGUAUGUGGUUCUGAUCCAUCUCCUCUUCUGUGUGAAUCACAUGAAUCAGUGAACGAAGGGUAGUGUUUUAUAGAGCUUCCUUUUAGGCUACCUCGUUUCUGUUCACCUGUUGGACCGGUUCAGUUUUCUAUGUCGGUAAUGACUAUUGAUGCCAUAAGUGACGCAAUAUCGUAGUUUGAAGAGGCAAGUAUUUAUUCUCCAGGGGGAAUUAUGUCUUUUUGAAAUGCAACCAGUAGAUCAGUGAAUUUUCACGUUUAUUAAAUUAUAAUUGGCGAUUAAGUAUGUUGUAAAUUGACUAAUGUUAAAGAAGGUUAUGUUGUCAUUACAUGUAGAUUCAGAGGUGAUUUAAGUGUAGAGCGCCAGACAGAAAUUUUCAGAAAUGGAAGCUUUUUUUAACAAAAAAAUAAUAAUAAUUCAUGGUGCAAUGUCUUGUGCAACAGCCAAAUCAAGCCUACACUUCAUAUUAGGGUGAUUCUUCAAUUAGAGGAGUUUUUCAGUACCCUAGGGUGGCAUUAAGGGGGAUUAAUUGCUGUUAUUUUGUCUCUAUUUUAUCCUAAUAAUAAAUUCAGUUUAUUUUGAUUAUUUGUACAGUUUUAUUAUUUUUUUAUAGCAGUCUUUUUCCCCAAUACCAGUCAUUACCGCCACACCAAGCACCAUCAGAUUAUUAGGUGUCAUUACCGGAAUUUUGAUUCACAAAAUUGUUUUCACAAAACAUUUUUUUUAAGAACUGACACAUUAUUUCUACUUGAAAGUUUAAAAAAAAAAUGUCAUAAAUAUUGUAUGAAACCAUUUGAAGAACAUUUUGUCGUGAUUUCAUGUACUCAAAAAUGCCUCUAAUUGCAGAAUCGCCCAUUAAUAGACUUGAAGUCCUUCCAAACGACAUGGCAUUUUAUUCAAAUAGGUGGAAUCAUCGAGUCCUUUAUGUACUUUUAUAUAUUUUAAUUACUGUUCUGUAAGGGCAAUAGAGUGUGAAAUUCACUUGACACAACUAGGAUCUUUUGAGACUUCAUGUUUUUUAUCCAUCAAACUGUGAACUGAGUGGAUGUGUGUGCAGGUUUGAAGUACUUAUGGGGUCUUCCCAUCCAUAUUAUCAACACAGAUGUAAACUGUGAGGUCGGUUGACUUCUUCAUCCUCUCUCACGCACCACCUUCAGUGUGGUUGCUUUGUGUGGAAAGUCUUUUGAUGUGUGCUUGACCUCAUUUUCUUUCUUAAUAUGGACAUUAAUACUGUAAGUACAUCCUUUAUAUUCGGGCUGAGCGAGUUGUUGUUUGAUUUCUGUAUUUCUCUUAAUUUUUUGCGUGUAUUAAACUGAGAUUUAUAGCACAACCGAGCAUUCUGGAUAUUGGCUGUUAUUUUAUUAUGGUUGCUCCAGUGUAUGGAUGUGUGAUUGAGUGUGUGUGUGUGUGUUUGAUUUAAACAUGCCGUUUUUAUGUUUUUAAGCUUGUAAAACCACCUAUUAGAUGCGUAGUACAAGCAUACUGACACUAAAAUGAGAAAUGGUGAGAUUUCAAGAUUACAAGCCUUCUGAUAUAGACAUUUGAAGCUGAAACUGGGCAUAUGUGAUGUUUUGUUCACAAAAAAAUGCAGGCUGUAAUAUUUUAUAAAUAGAUUUUUAAGGCUAUUAAACUAGAGAUUUGUUCCAAAUGUAACUUUAAAUGUAGCCCGGACUUUUAAGAGAUGGUGAUCUCAUCAAAUUUGUGCCUAGUCCAUGUAGUGGGUGUUAUAUUUUAUUGCUUACAAUUUAUGGUGUAAAUCAAACUAAAUCACCAAAAUCUCCUUUGUGUAAUUCAACCCACAAAAGAGCUAAACUGAAUAUUUUAUGGUCAUAAAACUUUUAACAAUCCAGUUUUGCUUGAUAUUCUGAUCCCUUUUAUUUAUUGUUUUGUACAGUGCUUAAAUCUUGUAUUUAGAAAGCAGCAGUAGUAUUGCUGUUUUUUAUUAUGAGGGAUUUUCUUUAGCUGUAUUCUGAAUUAGUUUGUCUAAGAACUAUGACAUAGUGUCAGAGAUGCUUUAAUAUGAGUGCUUUAUUUUACAACAAUUUUUACUUUUACUUUUUUUAUAAGUUGUUGGUUUUUUAUUUUUUAUUUUAAUGCAGUAUUGUUCAGUGCCCUUUCUGUAUUAAAUAAAUUCACCCCUGAUAACUGCAAAUAUGUUUGAAUAUUAGAGGGUUGUUUGUGGAUCUGUUCUAGUCUUGUUAAUCAAUACUCAGUGUGUUUAUGUUUAAGAGGAAACCCUGAAGACUGCAUAUCAAAGCAGGUUGGUUGAUCGGUCUAGAAAAGCUGUUAGCAAUAAUGAGCAUUACUGAUUUUGUCAGUCUUCAUGUUAGACUCUUUUCUACUUUGACGGAAACUCAAGUUUUUGGUCUUAUUCAGAUGGAGUCAAGUGUUUCUGAAUGAGGAGAAUGUGAAAUGGAUAAAUGGAAAUAUUUCAGAUUUUGGAAACUCACCCAAUGUGUUCACUUGUCACCCAAAACAGACAUUUUCUUUGCCUUUUUUUUUUUUUUUUUUUAAAUAAAUUGACACAUCAAACCAGA